Sycon ciliatum is the source of this 2532-nucleotide messenger RNA. RefSeq lists its product as uncharacterized. The coding region runs from base 384 to 1313 and encodes 309 amino acids. The transcript has 5 exons. NCBI's taxonomy places the organism in Eukaryota, Metazoa, Porifera, Calcarea, Leucosolenida, Sycettidae. The record is from RefSeq and is a predicted model, not a curated record.
GCUGGCCCUACAGCACUUGCUACUACUGUAGAGCUCUAGAGGGUAGGGAGGCAAAGUCACGACUACACACUAGCCAACGAUCUGUGUCUGCUACCCACAGAGAGGCUUUUUUUGGCAGCUUGUACUCGUACUAGUACCUUUGUUUUUGAGUCAGGUGAAGUAGUUCAGACUUCUAAUACUAAUAGUGUGACGAGUUUGGAAAGGCCAAUUCUGGAAAAGAUACCAUACUGGAUUAAAGUAGACUGACUGUACAAACUCAUACACGUACAAGGUAAUAAUCUGUGACCACAUAAUCCCAGCGGUUAAAAGUAUCCUGCUACAUAAUAAUAAUUUCACGGAAGUAGUACCCUGGAGGCAAGGAACGAGAAUUUGGGAGAAGAAAGAUGACAACCUACGAUUCAGAUGUGCUCUUGAUGAACUGCGUUCGCGACUACAAAGAAAUAUACGAUUGGUCUAAUCCGGGCUAUCGCAACGCAACGCGGAAGGCGGCUGCCUGGAACGAGGUGACCAAGAAGUUGGGCAUUGACCUAGCAGUGGCCAAGCGAAGAUAUUCUUUUAUCCGCAAUUGCUUCCCAGGGUAUGUAAUCGGAAAAGAGUAUCAAAAGUGGAUGAGUAAAAGGAGUCGGUUUGGGUUCUUGACACAGCCGAAUAAAAAUUUGGAAGCCAUUAUGUGGCUCAAAGAUUACGUCAAGUUUAGUCCAGGUGCUUUUGACUUUCACGAUGCCAAUGAAGGGUGUACUUACGGGGAAACUGGAUCCGGCACUGAAGACUCAGAGGCGCAUACCGACUACAGCGAUGAUGAUGAGAAUGAUUGUGAGGCGCUGUAUACGGGUGCCAUGUCCAACUCUACUGCCUGUCCCAAGGUAACUGAAGGUGCAGUCUGCAAUGUACAAAAGGAAAACAACCCACCUGCUGCUGUGAACAGCAAAGCGGAGAAUAACGCACCAACUGCCGUGAAUGCGAAGGAGGACAAUAGCCUGCCCACUGGCAUGAAGAACAAGGGGGAGAACUGUCAAUCCGCCACCUUGAAUGACAACAAGGAGAAUAAUGCACCCACGGCUAUGAAUGUCGAGGAGAAAAAUAAUGUACACACUGAUGUGAACGUCAAGGAGAAUUACACCGCAUCCGCCGCCUUGAACGUCAACAAAGAGAAUCACGCAGCCACUGUCGUGAGUGCCAAGGAGGUCCAUCCCGCACCUGCCUCUGCAACUGAACUGGAUGAAGCACAGCGAGGCAGGAAGAGAAAACCUGAGGAGCAGGCUGAAGUCUCUCCUGAGCAAAAGAGAGAAUUUGUUGCAUCGGAGCACAGUUAGAUAGACAGACGCUUAGAACCAGGCUACAGUGUAAUGGUUUAAACUCAGCUCUACAUUAUGUAACAUAUGUCCAUGUGUGUCAGUGCGGAAAAAGCAGUUGCAUCCAUGCAGGACCAACACAAAAGAAACAAUAGCACCGAUUCAGGACCAACACAUCAAUGCAGGACCAACACAUCGAUGCAGGACCAACGCGGAAGAAGUAGUUGCAUCCAGGCAGGGCUAGAACUUAGAAGCAUAAUCAUAAAGGAAGCCCACGUUCAACAAGGCCUGCUUCCGCUGUGACCUCCACAACACACAUUCGACAGAAUCUGCGUUCCACUCAGUGGCCACUAAACUGCCGUGGACUUCUGAGGCGACUUUUGAAAUCUACCUCUCCGAAAAUGAGUGUAGCCUAAGCUGCCUUGAUGGCUGAAGUUCCGAUACAGUCAUGUUAUCCUUGAUUCCAAGUUACCGGUACAUGUAUGUAUGUAUGCCAGGUGAGAUUCAGUGGGCAGUAGUCACAUGUACUUCAGUACAGUGUAACCUACAUGUAUCUUCAGCAGGCCCCCCCCCCCCCCCCCCCCCGUAGAACCUUGGACAAACUGGACACAUGUCUUAGUAGACAGGCAAUCCCUCUGCAACAGCGAGACUGUAAGAUGUACAUGACCCGUUCUAUAGUGUACAGUUGUUGAAUCUCGUAUGCUAAUACUACCAUUCCGGCUGUGUUUGGAGCCAGGCCCGAGCAUCAAGACAAAAUGUGAUUCAUCGGCAGGCCCGCCCGUAUUGCAGCUUGCGGCAUCGCUCAAUGCUGGAUGUGCAAGGAGGAAUCAGUGUUGUAUUCUUUCUUUCUUCAUUUCCCUAGCUCAGCUACUGUUACAUUUGUCACAGUAAACACUAUCACACACAUCUGUGGACAUGACAUCAUUCAUCCCAUGGAUAUUCCAUUAUACUUUUUGAAGUAGUAACAUACCGGUACAUGCAAAGACUUUAAGUGCAAUACUGUGCACUUUCUUUUCCAUGCGAUCCACAUGAUAAUCAUUUCAUCGGUACGAUUUUACCCUAAGAACUUUCUAGAAAGAGGUGUACUCCAGGGAGUCGUCAAAUAAUGGUAUUUGACGACUCCCUGGUGUACUCGUACUCCGAAAGAAGUACAUGUAUCAUUGUAUGCUCUAUAAUAUUUUCAACUAUGAUUUAUCUUGAGAAUCCUCAGUGCGCUGUGACUUGACACGUCUGCAACAAA